AUGGCCAUCUGCAGCCCACAUGUCAGAGAGCAGCGGCCAACAUGGUGGCAGACAAUUGGUGAGGGAGAAGGGCUGGAGCCGGAGCCGAGGUCUAGACGUACUGGAAUCAAUUUGCAAAGGCUGGAAGAACAAAACAGUCAUAAACACAUUUUGGGUGCAUGUGCAGGCACGCUCUUAAUGUAG
Molecule: messenger RNA, 183 nt
Organism: Xyrichtys novacula (pearly razorfish)
Lineage: Eukaryota; Metazoa; Chordata; Actinopteri; Labriformes; Labridae
Source: the annotation of a GenBank genome assembly